UCUCUGCUCUGCCUUUUCCAGCCAGGACCGACUGCCAAAAGGACCUGUGGCCCCGCCGUCUCCUUCCUCUCUCCACAGACCCCCUCGUUCACCCGCCGUUUCCCCCCAUCGUGACUCGCCAUGGACCCCAACGCCAUCAAGGAGGAGCUGCGUCUGUUUCAGAGCACCCUGCUUCAGGACGGGCUGAAGGAGCUGCUGAACGAGAACAAGUUUGUGGACUGCACCCUGAAGGUGGGCGACCGCAGCUUCCCGUGCCAUCGGCUGAUCAUGGCCGCCUGCAGCCCUUACUUCAGGGAGAUCUUCUUCACGGAGGACGGGAAGGAGGUGGAGAACACCAAGGAGGUUGUCCUGGAGGACGUCAACCCUUCCAUCCUGGACAUGGUCGUCCAGUACCUCUACUCGGCCGAGAUCGACCUCACCGAUGACAACGUACAGGAUAUAAUUGCCGUGGCGAACAGAUUCCAGAUCCCUUCCGUCUUCACGGUGUGCGUCAACUACCUUCAGAAGAAGUUGUCUCUGGGCAACUGCAUGGCCAUUUUCAGGAUGGGUCUGGUGCUCGGCUGUCCCAGGCUCGCAGUGGCCGCACGCAACUACAUAGCGGACCGCUUCGAACUCCUCUACAAAGACGAGGAGUUCCUCAAGCUCGCGGCGCACGAACUGUUCGCCGUCAUCGGCGGAGACUCGCUGAACGUUGGGAAGGAAGAACUGGUGUUCGAGUCGGUCAUGGCGUGGGUCCGCCACGACAAGGAGCGCGUCAAGCUCCUGAAGGACGCUUUCAACUGCAUCCGCUUCCGCCUGCUGCCGGAGAAGUACUUCAAGGAGAAAGUGGAGACCGACGACAUCAUCAAGGCCGACCCGGAACUCCAGAAGACGAUCCAGGUCAUCAGGGACGCCUACAAGGGGAAACUUCCAGAGACGCCCAAGAAGAAGGAGGGGGAGGAAGGUGGCGAGGAGGAAGAGGAGGGCAGCCUACUCCCUGGCUUCCUGAACGAAGACCGCAGACACGGCAUGUUCACGCGUGAAUUCAUCAUCAUGAUCAACGAUACGGCGGCGGUGGCGUACGACGUCAGCGAGAACGAGUGCUUCCUGGCGGCCAUGUCGGAGCAGGUGCCACGCAACCACGUCAGCCUGGCGUCACAGAGGAACCAGCUCUACAUCAUUGGAGGACUGUUUGUGGACGAGGAGAACAAAGAUCUACCCCUGCAAUGUUACUUCUACUUGUUGGAUCAACUCACAUCCGAAUGGGUCGCUCUGCCGCCCAUGCCUUCUCCGAGAUGCCUCUUCAACAUCGGGGAGAGCGACAACCUGCUGUUCGCCGUGGCCGGAAAGGACCUCCAGACCAACGAGUCGCUGGACACGGUCAUGUGCUACGAUGUUGAGAAGAUGAGGUGGAGUGAGGCCAAAAAGCUUCCUCUGAAGCUCCACGGCCAUUCUGUCGUCUCCCACAAAGGAAUGAUCUACUGCAUUGGUGGAAAGACAGAUGACAACAAAGCCCUCAACAAGAUGUUUGCGUACAACCACAAGCAGGCCGAGUGGAGGGAGCUGGCGGCCAUGAAGACACCCAGGGCCAUGUUCGGAUCCGUCGUCCACAACGGCAAGAUCGUGGUGGCCGGCGGAGUCAACGAGGAAGGACUCAGCGAUAGUUGUGAAGCGUAUGACUUCGCAGCAAACAAGUGGGAGCCCUUCACAGAGUUCCCCCAGGAGAGGAGCUCCGUCAACCUGUUGAGCAACGGCGGCUCCCUGUACGCUGUGGGCGGCUUCGCCAUGAUUCAGGCGGAGAACAAGGAGUUGGCUCCCACAGAGGUCACCGACGUCUGGCAGUACGAGGAUGAUAAGAAGCUGUGGAGUGGGAUGCUGAGGGAGAUGCGGUACGCUGCCGGCUCCUCCUGUGUGUCCAUGAGCCUCAACGCUGCCAGGAUGCCCAAACUGUAGACAGAAUCUUUCUUUCUUUCUUUCUUAACCCCCCCAACAACACCUCCCGACACCCCCCUCAUCCCCCAGCGAGCUGCCUCCGAGGCGUCUCAUCCUUUCUGUGUGCCGAGUUGAUCUUUGACAUUAAUUUUUCUCUGAACUCAGAUGAUUUUUAUCUGUACUAUAAACACUCGGCUCUGCUGCCUCUUCAAAGUCUGCACCAUCCCCACAGUAUUAAAAAAAAAAAAAAAACAAGCCACAAUUUAGAUUGAUCUCUGUUUACACCAUUUCUAGCAUUUCUUUUGUAAAAUAAACAUUUGUAAACUUCU
Sebastes umbrosus (honeycomb rockfish) is the source of this 2240-nucleotide messenger RNA. RefSeq names its product kelch-like protein 41b. Lineage: Eukaryota; Metazoa; Chordata; Actinopteri; Perciformes; Sebastidae. Gene Ontology annotation, molecular function: protein binding. The record is from RefSeq and is a predicted model, not a curated record. The coding region runs from base 121 to 1932 and encodes 603 amino acids. The transcript has 6 exons.